AUGCCUGUUGGGAACAAAGUGUGUGAGCCAGAGGAGGUGCUGGUUCCCGCUUGUCCAGAAACAGCCUGUGUGGAGCGAGGCUACAUCACCCCACAGCAAGUGUAUAACCUGCUGAACGCAGAGGAAGGCCAGCCCGCAUUGUAUGAUCAGUACUACAUUCUCAUACUGGACUGUCGCAGCGCAGAGAGGUACAAGGUGAGCCACGUGGUGACAGCGCGGGCCGCUGUGACGGUGAUCCACCCUGAGCUGGGCUGUCUAAUCAGCUGUAUAGAGCUGCAGAAGUAUUCUAUAAUACUGCUGUAUGCAGAGGAGGGAUGCAGCCCAGUGGGCAGUGCGAAGGCCAGGGCAGACUCUCCCGACCUCCAGCGUUGUUUCUUCCAGCUCAGUGCACUGGGAAUGGACCCUGUCAUCCUGCUGGGGGGAUUCUCAGCCUUCAAUGCCCUCUACCCUUUCCUCUGCACACCACGUAUGGUCCUGCUGGAACCUGAGCGGCACACCCUCACCAUCUACCCCUCAGAGAUCCUGGAAGGGGCUCUCUACCAGGGCUCUGCCUCCCAGGCCUCUGACUACCGCAUCAUCAAGAAUUUACACAUCACACAUGUGGUCAACGCCACUGCCAACUCCCCUGAUGCUUUCCCCAACACGCUCUGCUACCUGAGGCUGCACCUGAGCGAUGAUGCUCAGCAGGACCUGGUGGAGGCACUGCCGCUGGCUUCCAGGUUCAUCAACACGGCGCUGAAGGCUGAGCCCUCCGGCUGCAUUCUGGUCCACUGUAGUAUGGGCAAGAGUCGCAGCUCAGCAGUAACGCUGGCCUUCCUCAUGGAGCAUCGAUGCUGGUCACUGCUUAAUGCCCUGCGCUGGCUGAAGGAGAGGAGGGCGUGCACGGCACCCAAUGUGAACUUCCUGCGCCAGCUGCUUGCCUAUGAAGAGCAGCUGUUUGGGAGCAGACUCACCUCCCUGGACGACAUCCGCCGAUGA
Molecule: messenger RNA, 978 nt
Organism: Chelmon rostratus (copperband butterflyfish)
Lineage: Eukaryota; Metazoa; Chordata; Actinopteri; Chaetodontiformes; Chaetodontidae
Product: probable rhodanese domain-containing dual specificity protein phosphatase
Exons: 4
Coding region: 1-978 (325 amino acids)
Biological process (GO): protein dephosphorylation
Cellular component (GO): cytoplasm
Molecular function (GO): protein tyrosine/serine/threonine phosphatase activity
Source: RefSeq, a predicted model, not a curated record